This is a messenger RNA of Acanthoscelides obtectus, 2385 nucleotides long. NCBI's taxonomy places the organism in Eukaryota, Metazoa, Arthropoda, Insecta, Coleoptera, Chrysomelidae. The record is from the annotation of a GenBank genome assembly.
GCACGGUAUGGGGCUUAACUUCAUCAACUGAACAAUAGCUUGUUUGUUAUACAAAUUAUUUGCUUUUCGUAAUAUCAGAACGCUGACAUGUUUAGCUAAUCACUAUGAUAAGUAGAUCAUGGAAGGUGAAACGAAAAAUAUUGAAAGUGAUGUUGCAAGGAAAAACGAAGAUAAUUCAGAAAAUACACAAAAUGGACAGCCUAACAGUAGCAACUUUAACAAAGACGAACACAAUGCCGCAACAUUCGAAGACGCGAUCUCUGCAACCGGGCUAGGAAAAUACAAUCUACUCUUAACCUUGGCGGUCGUAUUUCCUACAAUUUCGCAAAUGUUAGAGACAUCCAGUAUGUCAUACGUGUUGCCUAUUGCACAAUGUGACCUCAAUAUAAACUUGGAAGAUAUUGGGAUGAUAAUGAGUAUGACGUAUAUAGGAAUGGUUACAAGCGGCUUCUUCUGGGGAUAUUUGAGUGACUCAUAUGGAAGGAAGAUGGUUUUAGUCUUUGGGCUCAUUUUGAAUGGUAUAUUUGGCGUCAUGGGUGCUUUCUCCACAAGUUCAACCAUUCUAAUGAUCUCAAAAGUAUGCGGAGGGCUAGUUUUAGGAGGACCUUUUUCUGCUGCUGUAGUCCACAUGUCUGAGUUCUACCGCAAAGAAUAUCGAAGUUCAGCAAAAUUGCUAUGGGGAGUUAUGGGAAGUGUUGGCAACUUGUUUUUACCAUUGUUGGCUUGGCUGAUCUUAGAUUAUCAUUGGUCAUUCAACGUAGGUGGCCAUGAAUAUCAUACCUGGAACAUAUUUUUAUUGAUAUGUGCUAUGUUUCCGUUAGCUGGGGGUAUUUGCUACAUGUUCAUGCCUGAAAGUCCAAAGUAUCUAAUGAAUUCAGGGAAUAACCAAAAAGCAAUGAAGGUAUUCCAGAAGGUAUAUACGAUUAACACUGGAAGACCAAAAAGUACAUAUCCUCACCAAUGUUUGGCACGGGAAACAAACUCGACUGACGAUAGACCGAUUAAGCGAUCUGCACUUCAGACGAUGGUCGAUGGUAUCAAACAACUAAAGCUUUUCAUGCACAAACCAUAUACGUCAAGGGCUAUACUGGGUUGUACUGCUGCAUUGACAAUGUCAUCAAGCUUCAAUACCAUGAGGAUCUGGCUACCUCAGAUCUUCAAAGCAAUCAACGAUUAUCAGUUGACCCACAAUGGUACCAGUACAGAUAUAUGUAUAAUGUUGAAGUCUUGGCAUGAAGAAGCCGAUAAUCCCGAACAAGUUUGCAUGCAAAUGGAUAGCUCGACUGCCUACAUCCACAGUGGUAUAGUGGCAUUAACAAGGCUUAUAACAUAUAUCGUGGCUACAGCUGCGAUAAAUUUUGUCGGAUCUAAGAAACUGCUUCUGGGUACAUUAUUUGGAACAUCCUUGUUGAGUGGAGCAAUGUAUUUUACACAGACAGCAAAUGCUGUCUUAGUCACAUCUGCUCUUUCUUCUGCGCUCGGAAAUGUGUCAUCGCUGAUGUUUGUCAGCAUUACUGUGGAAAUGUUCCCUACAAGUUUAAGAACAGUAGCAAUAUCUCUUCAUCACACCUGUGCGCGUUUAGCGACGUUAUUGGGCAACAUGGUCUUUCCAUACAUACUGCAAGCUGGGUGCAUCCCAACUUUUUCGUUCGUUGCGCUAGGACCAUUGAUUGCUGGUAUGCUUGCCAUGUUCUACCCUGAUAUGGACAACAAACCGCUGACGUAAAGAACCAAGACAUCUAGUGAUAUUCAGAACUUAUAAGUAAUACAUGUUGGUCUAGAAGCUUGAAAAAAACUCAUACUAUUUGCUUUUUCGAGGAAUUGAUAACACAGGCUAACAAAAUAAAAAAGUGUGGUGUGCUACUUGUUCCCAUGUACUUUAUCAUGCUCAACACAAAUCUGGAGUCACUAGACAAUUAAAAGAGUAAUUCAGACAUGAAAAUCUCAAAUUUUGAAAUUUUUGGUGAAUGUCCAUCUUUUCAUAGGUCUCUGGAAGAUGCAGAUCCAUCAAAAAUACCAAUUUUUUCAUUCUGAUGUCUAAAAUACUUCGAUAUUUCUCCAUCUUCCUCUAAUUUUGAAUCCAGGUUCGCUUUCAGUGGGCAAAUUCAUGAAUUAAAGAUAUAGUGAGACCUCCAGCACACACGACUUUUUUCUGGACCUGUGGGUCGUUUCUGAGCUUUUUCUCUAAAACUUGUCCACCUCCCCCAAUUCUGGCUUCAGAUUCGUAUUAAGUGUGAAAAAAUACUCGGGAAAAGCAUAGUCAUAUCCCAAACACACCCCACUUUUUUUAAUUUUGUGGGCCAGUGAUAAUUCACAGGUCUCUCCCUGUAAAAGUAAAAUACUUGAAUCUGAUAAAUCUGUACCAAAUAAACAUUUUUUUAAUCA